Ectocarpus siliculosus is the source of this 6247-nucleotide messenger RNA. The record is from the annotation of a GenBank genome assembly. NCBI's taxonomy places the organism in Eukaryota, Phaeophyceae, Ectocarpales, Ectocarpaceae.
AUGGGAACGUUCGCGGCGGCUUCGGCAACGACUACUAGCAGCACCAGCGGUACGUCCUCGAGCGGCAACUCUUCCUCCACAUUCCCCUCCAGUACGCAAGAGGGUGAGGAGGCCGAAACAACGGCACCGACGGGACCGCUCUUUUUCGUCGAUGGCGGACAGCUCUUCCUCGACAGCCUAGCGGUCCGCGGUGGCUACACGUCCAACUCCACGGGCUCGUUCACCUACGCCGCCAGCACGGACGCCGCCGCCGACGGUACCAACAGCACAACCACCUCCGGCGUCAAUGAAACCGCCAUCGCUACCGUGGUGAUCAGCGGAGGAGGCGUUCACGCCAUCGACUCCAACGUGACCGUCACCGGGUGCGAGUUUGAGGAGAACUACGCCGACUACUGGGGCGGAGGAAUCUUCGCGAACGGUUCGACCUUGGUCGUGCACGGGUCCGUGUUCCGCCGCUGUGAGGCCGGGGAGGUGCCGUUGCCGGGGGACGAGGACGUCGACGGGGCCGGCGGCGCGAUCGGGGCGGAGUUCACGGACGUGCUUGUCGACGGCUGCCUGUUCGAGAAGUGCUUCGCCAGCAAGAAGGGGGGCGGCAUGCACCAGGGGAUAGGGCAGAUAUCGGUGCUGGACUCGGUCUUCUACAACAACACGGCUGGGAGCACCAACAUCGAAGACGAUGACGAGAUCGGGGAGGGCGGCGCCAUCUCCUUCACCGUGUGCAACACCUCUUUCGACGGCUUGGCGGCCUGCGGGGCCAACGACACCGUGUUCUUCAAGAACGACGUAGGGCGCAAGGGGGGCGCCAUUGUCAUCGGCAGCGGUAGGAAUUCUUCCUACGUCGAGCUCCACCGGUGCACGGUGGAGAAGAGCGAGAGCGGCCUGGAGAUAGAGGACGACCCGCAGGGGGAGGGGGGCGCCGUGGCGGUAGCCUGGGGUAUCACCCUGCUCGUGGCGGACAGCCUGCUUACGGACAACUACUGCGGCAAGAAGGGAGGGGUGGUAACACUGUCGUCCGGAGAAGGCUUUCCGGGUGAUGCUGUCGACGAGCCCGGACCUGUUGUCAUCCUCAGGAACUCCACCUUCACUGAUAACUGGGCCCACCUCGACAACGCGGGCGUGGUGAACCUCGGCGAGUUCGCCACGCUUUUGGUGGAGGGGGACGACAACGUUUUCGCGGGAAACGAGUGCGGCCAGAACGGUGCGGUGUUCGGAGCCACCACCGACACAGUCAUCGUCAUCGAGGGGGGAACCUUUUUCGGCAACGAGGCUGCGGAUGGUGGCGGCGUGAUCUGGACCAAGGGCGACGUGACCAUCCUCGGGGGAAAUUUUUCGGGGAACGAUGGGGCGGAAUCGGGAGGAGUAGUGCUCGCUUCGGAGGAGAGCACGAUCUUUAUUGCGGGUGGUCUCUUCCAGGGUAACGAGGCGUUGGACGGAGGCGUGGUGUUCGUGGGCGAGGGGGCGGCGGUGGAAGUGGAAGGAGGCGUUUUCGACUCUAACCUUGCUGGCAAUGGGGGCGGCGCCUUCGCUGCGGAGGAAGGCGGACACAUUAACAUCACGCAAGGAACUUUCACGAACAACGAGGCCGACUUCGGGGGGUUUCUGUACAAGGAGGGGCCGGGAAACGCCUCCUGCACGGGUGCGAGCGUUGUGGGGCACCGCGGCGUCGACGGGGGUGCCGUGUAUGCCGUCGAGGGGGCCAAGCUGGAAUGGGGGUGCGACCUGGUGAACAACUCUGCGCUUGCGGGACCUGCCAUCUACGCUCGGGACAAUGCGGAGGUGGUGCUUCGCGGGGUAGAGCUUUACGACAACGUCGUCGCUCGCGGGAGCGUCGUCUUCAUCGUUUCCAGCAACCUCACCACCUACCAGACGGUUUUCACCGACACCGAGGGGUCUUCUGACCUGUCUGCGGUUCAAGCGGACGAGGACUCUAGCUACAAGGCUGAGGACACCUCGUUCGUUGGCUUCGCCGGAGAGGCGGUUGUCUUCAGCGAAGGGAUUCUGUAUCUCGACGAUUGCGACUUCAGCGGCAGCGCUGCCUCGGUUCUGGUCUACUCGGAACGGAAUUCCACCACCGUCGUGCGGAACGCCGUCCUGGGGGACAACAACUAUUUCGACGUGGCAGAGGCGGCUUCGGAGGCCGGCGAUAUCCCUACGGCCCACUCGCUGAUCAGCGUGAAUGUCACUUGCGACGGAUGGAUGCCGUUCUCGUCGACCCCUCCCUGCAGCGAGGGGUCCCCGUGUAUCGACGGCGACCUCGGGGUGUACUGCCAGUGCUACACGCGGGAGUCUUCCAUAGCAGAGGGUUCCCCCUCCGAGACGUGCGUCACGGGAGACCCGGGGCUGCUUAGCCUCACAGUGCUGUCGGAACCCGCCGACGCCGUCUACCCUACCAUGCUCGACGGAGACCUCCUCCUGACCCUUAAUGACGAUGAAACGGUCACCACCAGCAGCAGUGCAGGGGGCUCCGGGGUAGCCUUGUCGGCCGGGGCGGGAACGGAAGGCGGCGUGAUUUGGAACGUUUCGGCGUUGGUGUUGUCUUCGGAGGAAGGGUUAAUGGAGUGGACGGUGUUUCCGUCGACCGGUCUGCUGCUCCCGGGGCGGAGCAUCACACUCCACGUGGUGACCCUUCCCCUCGACGACUUCAACGGAGAGGCCACCGUGAGCUUCCAGGCGGACGGGAUGUCUCCUCCCGCUUCUCUUGUCGCCGAGGCCGCCGCUGCUGUUGUCGUCCAGACCACUUCAUUGGCGGAUGAUGGGGAGGGGGAGACAGCCGCUGCUUCCUUCGACGUGUCCUUCGUCCAUUGCGAAAGCGGGACAUACUGGAACAACUCGUGCGAUCCGGAAGGCGACUCCGUCUCUUGCUGCGAGCUGUGCACGGAUGUCGAUGGAGACGAAGAUGGGGUGAACUGCGAUGAAAACGGCGCGACGACCCGAACUCUCCCCAUCCAGUCGGGGUACUGGCGAGCUUCGCUGGAUUCCGUCUACAUCCGCCAGUGCUUCAACGAGGACGCCUGCCAAGGUGGAAGCAUCGUCGCCAGCGAGCAGGAGUACUGCAACGCCGGCUACGAGGGGCCCCAGUGCGCCGUGUGUGCCUCGGGGUACGGCAGGGGGGUGGCCAACGCAUGCCACCUGUGUACGGCUAGCUUCAAGGGGGGCAUGUACUUCGUGCUUGCUGUCGCGGCGCUGCUGACGCUCUUCGUGGCCGCACUGCUAGCGGUGUACCUGGUGGGAGGCAGGGGCGCGGUCUCAACCACCAUGACCAACACCCGGGAAUCGGUCAGGAUGCUACAGAGGCGCGGCUCCGGCCUACUCCGCUCGGAGGGGACGACCCGCCGCUUCCACUUCAGCGCCAGCGGGGGCGGGAGCAGCGGGGGGCACCCCACUAAGGGCAGCAGCGCUCUCAAGAGCGUUGGCGAGGAGAGCGAUGGCGGCGAAAGUGGCGGAAGCGGCCGGUUCUUGGGGGCAUGGGGUCGCCGGAAGAGCGCCAGCAUCGGGGCCCCUCCUCCCGGCGCUAUUACCACCUCCUCUGCUGCGGGUUCAGGCCCAUCGAGCUCUGUCAACGACAAGGGCGCCGGGAGCAAGGCGGACUCUGCCGGCACCGUGGGAGCCGGCUUUGUUCCUCUUGCCCGCAGCCGUGCCGCCGCCGCCGCCGCGGGGGGCACUGCAGCCAGCAGCAUCCUUGUACCCCCCACCAUGCAGCGGGCCGACAACGAAGAGGAGGCGGACGUGAGCAACAACACGGUGGGGAGCAGCAGCAGCGGCCGCGGCCUACAACCCUCUGCUGCGCCGGCCGUGCGGGGCCCCGGCGGUGGCGGGAAGGGGGCACGAGAAGGGCAGCAGCAAGGAGGGGGUGGCGGCGACAGGAAGAAGAAGACGGCCGCCGCUAGGAUCGGGGAGAUGCUGGCGCGUCUGCCCCUGUCCAAGCUUAAGAUCGUCGUAGUCGUGUGGCAGAUAUCGAACGCGUUUGCGGAGAUCACGAAGGUGCCGUUCCCCCCGGUAUACGAGAAAUUCCUGUCCAUCAUCGGGAUAUUUUCGUUCGACCUUGGCUGGAUGAUAUCGGCGGCGUGCCUGACCGCGGGCAUCGACUUCUACGACAAGCUUUUACGGGGGAAGGGGGCUUCGCGUACGGCGAUGGCGGCGGCGGCGGCGGCGGAGAGGGCACGGCAGGGGAGGGCGAGGCCGUCUGCUAGGAGGGUCUGGAGGAACGGUCCCGGUGACGAGUCGGACCUGGAGCAGAACCACCUGUGGGAGCUGUUCGCCAGGCACACCACCAUGAUGCUCAUCAUCCUGUACCUUGUGUACACACAGGUUUCCACGGUGGUGUUCCAAGCGUUUGCUUGCGAAGACUUUCCCGAGAUCGGCAAGAGUUUCCUUCGGGCCGACUUCCGGAUAGAGUGCGACACGCCCAAGCACGAUAACUACAAGAUUUACGCCGCCGUCAUGAUCUGCAUCUCCUUUUGGUACUUCCUCACGAGGCAGAGGUCCCGCAUCAACCCGCCCACGGACAAGGGGCUGAAGGACCAACGAGGGCGCAAGCAUGUUGUGGACGAGAAGAUGAAUCAGAGGAGGACGGACCGAGCAAUUGCCCCGACUUCUUUCCUCUGGAACGCCUACUACCCGAACCGAUACUACUACGAGGUUUUCGAGUGUAUGCGGCGUCUACUGCUGACGGGGCUGCUGGUGUUCCUCGUGCCCGACACGCCGGGACAGGUGGCCUUCGGUUGCGUCUUCGCCUUCCUUAGCCUGUUGGCGUUUGAGCUGCUUCGGCCACACACGGACCACCUAGACAUGCAGCUCUACCGUACGGGUUGCCUGGUGAUCUUCUUCACCAAUUUCCUGGCCCUGAUGAUCAAGGCCAACGUGGCCAGCCCUGACUCUAGGGGCUCCGAGGUAUACUCGGUCGUGCUGAUCAUCGUCAACGUGCUCUUCUUCCUGUCCAUCUUCUGGAACACAUGGGCCGCGGCUAAGGCCUCCUUCAGCAGACGACACGUGCAGGACAUGAUGCUGGGAGUCGACAUUGUCAACGAGAAACAGCUGGACAAGAUCAUCGGCCCCAAGAACACCAAGGUCAAGAAGACCAACCAGCAGAAGCUCGACGACGCCCUCGGUCCCGAUGAUGGCGCCGGCGUCGAUAAGGCCGUCGAAGACGGGAAGAUGGAAGACCUUGAGGCUGCCCCCGCCUGGGAGGCAGACCCGGACGACCCUCCCGACUCGCCCGUCGACAUCAGCAGCAGGUUUUUUUCCCGGGACCCCGGGGGGCACUCGGUUGCGAGCACGGUGGCGGUACCCUCCACCUUUUGGGGGGCUCCGUCCAUCAACGCGUCUCCCAGCGGUACCGGCGGCCCCAGCGUCGCUGGCAGACGUUCCGUAAACUCUGUCGCUUCUGUUUCUGCUUCUGCUUCUGCUGCUCCUCUCCGUAGGGGGGGUGGGUCGUACCCGGUUGCGUGGGGCGGCGGAGGGGCCCCCGCGACCGGCGGUGGGGGGGUAGCAAUAAACACCGGCGACCCCGGUCCGGAGUCGUCGCCGUUGGUGGAAGGGACGGAGUGAGAAGAUGAAGGGCACCAGCAACGGACAUGGUUGGGCCGGGCGGUAGGUGGUUGCUUCGGCGUCAGUGUGAUGUUGACGUCGCUCGUUGUUUUCGGCAGCGGCCUUGAGGAGGAAUGUUUCUGUCCCUAUGGGUCACGGCAAAAGAUGGUUGUUGUGUGUCGGAGACAAGAGUAUUGGUACAUUAUUUUUGCUGCUGGGCGAGACGCGUUUGUGCAAUCUCUUGUUUUUUUUAUUACGUUUUUCGUGAUAAUAUCGUUGUGUCCGAGCUCUGCUUCCAGUAUGUACCAAAAACGCACGGCCUAAGGAGGAUAAGAGCGGGAGGGAGGCUGGUGAGCCUUUCGACCACAACAAGAGCCCACGAGGCGGACCAGCCAUUUGGUUCCGGGUGCAAAAUAUUUAGCUUCCUGUGAACUGGGUCCAGUCAAUGCUAAGCCUCUUUUCAUUCAUGCAUUGACACAUGGGUGGUCGUGUUGGGCAUGGUUUCUCGACUGUUUAUUUCUUUGCGGAUGCCGGCCUGGAACUCUUGUUUUGGGCGCGGAAUCUUGAUUGUUUUUUAUUUCUUGGCGGAUGCCAGCCACUGUGUUGCCAAUUGACAGAAGCACACGCCUUCCGAUAACCGGGGCUUGCCGCUUCUGUUGGCAUGUAUUGUUUGCGGAAGGACAUGGGGUCUACGGUUGGCUGCGCAGCUCUGUAUGUGAAG